Pichia kudriavzevii is the source of this 501-nucleotide messenger RNA. RefSeq lists its product as uncharacterized. Gene Ontology annotation, biological process: mitochondrial electron transport, succinate to ubiquinone; mitochondrial respiratory chain complex II assembly; protein-FAD linkage. Gene Ontology annotation, cellular component: mitochondrion. The record is from RefSeq and is a predicted model, not a curated record. The transcript has a single exon. NCBI's taxonomy places the organism in Eukaryota, Fungi, Ascomycota, Pichiomycetes, Pichiales, Pichiaceae. The coding region runs from base 1 to 501 and encodes 166 amino acids.
AUGUUUAGAAGCACUGCUAGAAGAGCCCUCCACAUUUCUCGCCCACUGUUCAUUGCAAAGCCAAAGGCAGACAGUGUUCCGAUCGACAAGACAGCAGCUCCACAAGGUUACCUACAGGGGAAACCAGUGAAAAAUUACUAUGUUGACGAGGAGACCAACGAAAUUGUCAUCAAAGUGCAGCCUCUCAAGAGAGAGGGUGAAUCCUUGGAGACGAUGAGGAAGAGGUUGACGUAUCAGAGUCGGAAAAGGGGUAUUCUUGAGACUGAUUUACUCAUGUCUAGGUUUGCAAAGAAAUAUUUGUCAUCCUUUGACAGGGGAAUGUUGGAAGAAUACGACAAGUUAUUGGAUGAGCUAGACUGGGACAUCUACUACUGGGCCACUGAGAACUACAAAAUCACGCCGCUUCCAGAUAAAUGGAAAGAUUCCAAGGUUUUGAAACUGAUCCAGCAAGAAUCCCGAAACGAGAAGAAGGAGAUACUUAGAAUGCCGAGCUUGAACUAA